This is a messenger RNA of Dibothriocephalus latus, 249 nucleotides long. The record is from the annotation of a GenBank genome assembly. NCBI's taxonomy places the organism in Eukaryota, Metazoa, Platyhelminthes, Cestoda, Diphyllobothriidea, Diphyllobothriidae.
AUGCUUUCCUGUGCCCUGCGCAAGUCGACUGUCCGAGCCUCUCCGCCAACUGGCUGUUGGAUUGGACACGGCGGCUUACAGAGUUAUACGGUCCGUCUGCCAAUGCCACACAAGACUUGGUCCCAGCACCGAUUACUCAUGGGUUUUCCCCUGCCCAAAACACUUCUAGGCAGGGGUUUCAAGGCGAAAUUGCAUGCCCUCAUUGCGUCCUAUCCUCAGGCCAGAUCAAUGGAUGCCACACCAAUUUAG